AUGGCUAGUGAUGACGACAGGGAUCCUGGUGCAGAUUCAGAUGCCUUGAAGCGCCCAGCUGCUUGUAUACCAAAAGCAAAACCAAAGGCAAAAGGGCCGAGGCCCUUGAAAAGGCCUGCUGCCUGCGUUUCGACCAGUCCCGAUGAUGAGGCAGACGCUGUCUUGAAAAAACCAGCAGCAGGUCCUGAUGUUGCAGCAGCUGCUCCUCCUGCUCCUGCCGCCUCUCCCCUUCCAGGGUGUGGGGGAGUCACUGACACGUGGGAGUGGGUGGCUGUUGAGGGGCAACAGCACCUGCGAGAAUGCGUGAUUGGCGACUGGAAGGUGCGGGAAUUUAUCCGGAAGGCUGGCAACCUGAAGGGUGAGAAGUGGAGAUUGUUUGACCACACACCGACCGAGAAGACUUACAAGUCACUGAAGCAGGCCGUUGCAGCUGGCUUCACGCCUCCGGAUCCGAAGGAUGUGGACUGA
Molecule: messenger RNA, 468 nt
Organism: Cladocopium goreaui
Lineage: Eukaryota; Dinophyceae; Suessiales; Symbiodiniaceae
Source: the annotation of a GenBank genome assembly